UCAUUGGCAGUUUGGCUCAAUUUCAGUUUGGUGACGUCACACCUCUUCUAAAAUGAGCAACGCUUUUUUACUCUAGAUAAAGACAAAAAAAAACUGAAAUCUAUCAAUCCCUGGGUGGGGGUUUCCUUUUUUCUCCACCCUUCCAGCCCAUUUCUUGGUCUCCCCUCCCGCUGCUGCUCCUCCUCCUCCUCCAGCAGCAGCGGCAGCGGAAGGCAACUAUUUGCCCGGGACACAUACGUGAGCUUCCUCAAAUUGGCGCGCUAAUCCUAAAAGGAGCCAUGAAGUGUUAAAUGGCAGAAAGAGGCAGAGCGGCGCUCAGACUCACGCACGCCGGGAGAGAGGCUGGGAACACCGCUGCUGCUCCACUGCGUCACAUCGAAGGGGAACACAUAAAGAAAAAAAGAAAAAUACACCCAAACUUCUCUUCCGAAGCAACUCGGCGCUGCGCAAGUAGUGCGGAGCCCCGGCCGUACUUUCCUUCUUCUUUUUUUCUUUUUUAAUUUCCCAACAAUCCAAAUAAAGAAAGAAAUCAAGCUGGCUCAGUGCGUGUCUCAACAGCCCAGUUUGACAGGUGCUCCUCACCCCCUUUGGAGGACUGUCAACAGCAAGAGGAUGGCAUCAGAGCUGGCAAUGAGCAACUCCGACCUGCCCACCAGUCCCCUGGCCAUGGAAUAUGUUAAUGACUUCGAUCUGAUGAAGUUUGAAGUGAAAAAGGAGCCGCUGGAGCCCGAUCGCAGCAUCAGCCAGUGCAGCCGCCUGGUCGCCGGGGGAUCCCUGUCUUCCACCCCGAUGAGCACGCCCUGCAGCUCGGUUCCCCCCUCUCCAAGCUUCUCGGCGCCCAGUCCGGGAUCAGGGAGCGAGCACAAGGCGCACUUGGAGGAUUUCUACUGGAUGACCGGCUACCAACAGCAGCUUAACCCCGAGGCUCUGGGCUUUAGCCCGGAGGACGCCGUAGAGGCGCUGAUCAGCAGCAGCCACCCGCUUCAGAGCUUCGACGGCUAUGCCAGGGGGCAGCAGUUCGCCGGGGGGGCGGCACCGGCGGGCGCCAUGGCCGGGGAGGAGAUGGGCUCGGCGGCCGCCGUGGUGUCGGCGGUCAUCGCUGCGGCCGCGGCGCAAACCGGAGCGCCCCACCACCACCACCACCACCACCACGCGGGGGCACACCACCCGUCGUCCGGGUCCCAGUCCGGCGGCGGCGGCGGCGGCGGCGGAGGAGGAGGCGGAGGCGCAGGGGGCAACCACCAUCACCAUCACCACCAUCCGCACCUGCGCCUGGACGAGCGCUUCUCGGACGAGCAGCUGGUGACCAUGUCGGUGCGGGAGCUCAACCGGCAGCUGCGCGGGGUCAGCAAGGAGGAGGUGAUCCGCCUCAAGCAGAAGAGGAGGACGCUAAAGAACCGCGGCUAUGCCCAGUCGUGCCGCUACAAGCGGGUGCAGCAGCGGCACGUCCUGGAGGGCGAGAAGACGCAGCUCAUCCAGCAGGUGGACCACCUCAAGCAGGAAAUCUCCCGGCUGGCCAGGGAGAGGGACGCCUACAAAGAGAAGUACGAGAAGCUCAUCACCACCGGCUUCCGAGAAAACGGGGGCUCCGCCAGCGACCACAACCCCUCGUCCCCGGAGUUUUUCAUGACAUCAAGAAAAUUCCUCCAUCUGUGAUAGAGAAUUUGGACUUCAACGUCCCGUAACCCUCAGUCAGAGAUAUCCCUCCACUGGAACGCUGACGUUUCAAGACGGACAAAUAGCACCCCGACUGCCAUUAAGCACAAGGUCUCAAAAGGCAACCAAACUAACGGCGGCGCAACUUUGACCCCUCAUGCCCCCAAAUCCCUGCCAAGUAAAAAAAACAAAAACAAAACAACAACAAAAAA
Molecule: messenger RNA, 1868 nt
Organism: Hippocampus zosterae (dwarf seahorse)
Lineage: Eukaryota; Metazoa; Chordata; Actinopteri; Syngnathiformes; Syngnathidae
Product: transcription factor Maf-like
Exons: 3
Coding region: 613-1656 (347 amino acids)
Biological process (GO): regulation of transcription by RNA polymerase II
Cellular component (GO): nucleus
Molecular function (GO): RNA polymerase II cis-regulatory region sequence-specific DNA binding; DNA-binding transcription factor activity, RNA polymerase II-specific
Source: RefSeq, a predicted model, not a curated record